CCACACCAAAACGAAAUCCAAAUUUCACCGUCUCUGUCUGGCUAGGUUUUCGUCGAGAGAAACGGCAAUGGCUUUGACUCCCAAGCUUCUCCUCCGACCCUCGACCCUCUUCGCUCUGUUCGUGAUUGUCGCAUUCUCUGUCCUCGGGUCGGCUACUGCUAGGCCAGGCUGCAAGACCUUCUUCAUCGCUUUCACCACCACCAUCCCCGCACGAAACCCUAAUCUCCCGCAUUUCCUCACGAUCUCCGACCAGCUCGUCGAGAUUCACCGCAAACCCGCUGCUUAUUUUGAGGAGAUCGUCGUUUUCCCCACCAGAUUCGUUUCCGACGUCCCUCAGUUUCCUGCGGAUGUUGAGAAGCGUGAAAUUGAGCACUCGUUUGGAUCUUUUGGUUACAGCUCUCUCCGCAAACCUAGCAAGGAUAUCCUGAACGUGGUGUUCUCCCUCCUUCUCGGUGUAGCCUGUGGCGCUCUCACCUCGGCAACCAUGUACUUGAUAUGGUGUCUCAUGUUCCACCGCGGUGAGCAUAGGAUUCUGGAUUCGGACAGCUCAGAUGAUGAUGAUCUCUACAAUCCUAAAAAGAUGGGCUAUGUUAAAGUUCCAGCUGCUCCGGCGGAUGCUGCACCCAAAGAAGCUGUUUCUGGGAAUUAGAGGGUUUGAUGAUCUCUGUUUAUAUUUGUGAUUACGUAUUUCUGCAAUUACUGCUAUGUUAAAGAUGGUUAUAAUACCAAACUUUUAUGUAAUUUCCGAUGGCCACAUAUGAACAUCCUUGUUGCGCUAUGCUUUUACCUUUUCCAAAUAUUAACAUCGAUGCUGCAUUUUACUUU
Messenger RNA from Tripterygium wilfordii, 825 nucleotides. RefSeq lists its product as uncharacterized. Bases 68 to 649 code for a protein of 193 amino acids. The record is from RefSeq and is a predicted model, not a curated record. The transcript has a single exon. NCBI's taxonomy places the organism in Eukaryota, Viridiplantae, Streptophyta, Magnoliopsida, Celastrales, Celastraceae.